AUGUCGACGACGAAACCGCUUACUCCCGCGCAGACACACGCCCUCUUUGACAUACUGAUCCACCACCAAGUCUACGCCGAAAUCGAAGCCUUCAAGUACCCCUCGACCAUCGACCACUAUGGCUACCCCUUCCGCAAGGCCGACGGCGUGCAGUCGACGAGCCCGCUGCUCCAGAACAUGCUCAACAAGUUCGCCCUCUGCAAUCCCGCCAUACGCAACUUUGGCGAGAGCUGGUGGUCCGACAAGAUCCAGACGCUGGUUGCAAGGAUGGCCGAGGCCGAACUGAGCGAGAGUUACGACAAGGGCGCCAUUGGGAGCCGCAAAGCGCUGGCGACGGCGGCGAGUAGCAUUGCCGAGUAUGUCGCCAGAGGCAUGCUGGGCGGGUAUCCAGCGGCCAAGAAGAAGGAGAGUAAGAAGGAAUACGACACGAGCAAGCCCGAAGACGUCAUACAAGGCUUCGAGGAGCUGGUCAAGGACGCCAUAUACGGAAAUGCUCUCGACGACCUGUACGAAAAGGUCAAGGCGACGCCGCGGCUCGAGGACCAUUCCAGCAGUCUGCAGGCAGCCCACGAGUAUAUGCUGUUGAACGCCGCAUCCUUCCUCCACCACGUCUUCGUCAUGUCGCCCGACGGCCAAUACCUCGUCCGCCUCGUCGAGAACCUGCACCGCCUCAUCCCAUACACCGUCAUCAGACAGACAUUGCGCGUAGGCAACGCAGCCACCAUGAUCAACGGCAUGGUCAGACUCGUCCUGGCCAAGCUCUCCGUCACAGCCAUGACCAACUGGAUCGGCCUGACCAACAACACCAACGACGGCAUGAACCUCUUGCAGCAAAUCAUAUCCACCAUCCUGGCAUGGGACACAACCGAGUUCCAGAAGCGAGCAACCAAGCUCGAAUCCUCACGCAACGCCCCCGACAAGAAGGUCUUCAAGGCAAUCAAGACGUACGUCUACGCCUCGCGCGACAAGCACGAAGCAGUCCGCAGCCAGUCCGUCUCUGAGCAAAAAUCCAUCGCAGCCGUCAUCCUCGAAACCUCGGACCCGCCUUACAAGGUCGACGCCGACACGCUCAACGAACACCAACACAGCGUCGCCAUGGAGUACCUCAGCACCUACCUCUCCAUCCGCGACCGCGAAGAACUCACAAAAGUCCUGUGCAAAUCCAAUCCAGACGUCCUCACCUCGACCAUCCGAGACGCCGUCGCAGCCAUGGACCCCGUUAUCCGCGACAUCCACAACGCCGUCGACCUCAGCGGUACCGUCACCGACGCCGAAGCCUUCAUCACCGAUCUCAUCAAGACGGCCAAGCCGAAAAAGAAGGGUACCAAGAGCCGCGAGACGAGUAAGUCGAGACCCAGUUCUCCGUCGGCCGACCCGGCGAGUAUCUUGGAUGAAGGAGCGAGCGAUGCACCCACUGUCGAGGACUUUGUUACAUUACUAAAGAAACAUGCACCCUCGAUGCACAAAUUCUUGCACCACGUCACCAAGAAUGCUCCCCAACUCGCGCAGGAUUAUCUCGUUUACGCUAAGCGCAUAUUUUCUGAAUUCCGCGUUGAUGACGCCGCUGCGAAGCAAGAGGAGAAGGGUGAGGGCGGCGCAGGAAAUAUGACGGCGCCGCUACACUCGUUGUUUGAGACGCUGGGGAAGGAGAAACAAGAAGAGUUGAAGGGCUUGUUGGAUCAGCAUGAGAGCCAUCUCCAGACGCUGAAAUCUACUAGUCAGACGAGGUUGGAAAGUAUCAUGCGGCCUUCGUCGUCGUCUUCCCAGAGUAAACCAAGCGGAGGAGGGACGACACAUGGCCCCGGUAUGUAUCUCUCGAGAUGGAACGCCCUGCUAGAUUCUACGCUCAUCUCCCCUGCGACGAUUCAUGGACCUGUGCGUAAAGGGUGGGAGGUUAAGGGGGAGUUGGAUGGUAAAGGGCUUAAAACUAAUUCUACACUGUUGGACAAUAAGGAUAGGAAAAGGGAUAGA
Messenger RNA from Alternaria arborescens, 1971 nucleotides. RefSeq lists its product as hypothetical. NCBI's taxonomy places the organism in Eukaryota, Fungi, Ascomycota, Dothideomycetes, Pleosporales, Pleosporaceae. The annotation marks the transcript as partial. Gene Ontology annotation, molecular function: phosphatidylinositol binding. The transcript has a single exon. The record is from RefSeq and is a predicted model, not a curated record.